Messenger RNA from Nematostella vectensis (starlet sea anemone), 1899 nucleotides. RefSeq names its product magnesium transporter NIPA2. Gene Ontology annotation, cellular component: membrane. Gene Ontology annotation, biological process: magnesium ion transport. The record is from RefSeq and is a predicted model, not a curated record. The coding region runs from base 49 to 1197 and encodes 382 amino acids. NCBI's taxonomy places the organism in Eukaryota, Metazoa, Cnidaria, Anthozoa, Actiniaria, Edwardsiidae. The transcript has 6 exons. Gene Ontology annotation, molecular function: magnesium ion transmembrane transporter activity.
ACGCGCAAUAAAGGACUGGGUUCUAGGUUGAUCCGAAAAAAAUACAAGAUGGCGGUUUCCACGUCCGCUUGGCCUUCGACGCAAGGUAUAGCGACGUCUGAUAGAAUGUCUAGAGACGCCAGCGAAGCAAGUUCGCGAGACUUUUAUACCGGUCUCGGACUCGCGAUCAGUUCCAGUGUUUUUAUCGGCUCCAGUUUUAUCGUCAAGAAAAAAGGACUUUUACGUGUCGCUCAGCGUUCUGGUGUCCGCGCAGGUCAAGGUGGUUAUGCUUACCUAAAGGAAUGGCUUUGGUGGAUUGGAAUGAUAUCCAUGAUUUUUGGAGAGAUUGCAAACUUCUCUGCUUAUGCUUUCGCCCCUGCAAUCCUGGUUACUCCUCUUGGUGCACUAAGUGUUCUUGUCAGUGCUGUACUAGCAUCCUAUUUUCUGGAUGAGAAGCAAAACCUGCAUGGGAAGGUGGGCUGUAUCCUGUCCAUAAUUGGCUCCACAGUGCUGGUUAUACAUGCCCCACAGGAAGAAGCUGUUGACACGAUAGAGCAGCUGGAAUCUAAGCUCAUUGAGCCAGGUUUUAUCAUAUAUGCUGUCAUGGUAGUCUUACUUGCCUUUGUCCUUAUAUGGAGAUAUGCACCCAAAUAUGGAAAGACCAAUAUCCUUGUGUACAUUGCCAUCUGUUCUUUGAUUGGCUCUUUGUCUGUCAUGGGAUGCAAGGGAGUUGGCAUUGUUCUCAAGCAAACAUUGAAAGGAGACAGUCAAGUUGGGAAUCCUGUGUCUUGGGCCCUGUUAUUUACUGUAUUGACAUGUGCCACGACGCAGAUCAACUACUUGAACAAAGCCCUGGACAUUUUCAACACAUCACUAGUGACACCCAUCUACUAUGUGAUGUUUACACUUCUCACAAUCAUCGCCUCUGCAAUUCUAUUUAAAGAGUGGAAGUUGAUGGACACAAAGGAUACAAUUGGAUCCAUAUGUGGCGUCUUGACAAUUAUACUUGGGGUGUUUCUCCUUCAUGCAUUCAAGAAUGUUAAGUUUAGUUUGAAAGAUUUGAACUUUUUCCAGAAACAAAAAGGCAGCAGGUCAAUCCAAAUAGGUGAUGGGGCUGAAGCAAUGCUGAUGCGAUCAGUUGAAGAAGGUAGCCCUGAUGACGAGGAUGAGGAAAUUGCAAGCUCAAAAUUGUUAACAAACAAUAUAAAUCACACAUGAUAUUUCCAAACUGAAUUUUAUUGUAUUUUAAGUUAAAUAGUAAAUAGGUCGGUAAUUUAUUUACACAAUGCUUCUUUUCAGCAUGGUCAUUCUUUCUAUACAGGAGAUAGAAUGGGACUAUUGCAGCAUGAUAAACUUUUCUAUCAGUCAUAUCCUUGGAAAUAAUACUGUGUUGCUUCAAUGGAUAUGAUUGUUGCACUUUAUAGUGUGACGUAUUGGAUGCUUAGCUUGCCACAUUUUUUUCUCUUUAUAAGUGGCCCAGUAAGACAGCAGAAACCCUUGUUUCUAGAGGAUGUAGAUUCGUCAAUUUUCUUGGGUUUCCAUUAUAAUGAAAUAAAAACACCACUUCCAACUAUACUUAGUCCAGCUUAUGCAAGUUUUAAUUCAUCCAAGUUCUACACAUGGUACCUGGUAACUGUUUCAAGUUUUUGCAAAUCAAAAAAAGUUACUUUUUUAUGAUAAAUUCUACUCCUUAUUUAUAUAUAGUGUACAGCAUGUUUUUUACAAAAAAAUGUAACAAAAGGAAUCUUAUCAUGGACAUUCUGUAAGAUUUCAUUGGGGGUACAUGUUCAUGUUUACUAGAAAUGCUACAUUUGAAUAAGGGUUCGUGUUAAUAAACAUGAUAUGGAAUUAAGAAGAUUAGCUAUCUCUUUUGGAUCACAAAUUGUACAGAAUUCAUAAAUAAACAUGAUGAUUUGUAAA